Ciona intestinalis (vase tunicate) is the source of this 3210-nucleotide messenger RNA. Lineage: Eukaryota; Metazoa; Chordata; Ascidiacea; Phlebobranchia; Cionidae. The record is from RefSeq and is a predicted model, not a curated record.
UGUAUAAUUGUGAUACGUUUUGCUACAAGACAGCUAAUAUGAAAAGAAGACCCACGUUAACUAACGACGAGCAGUUAUGGCUGAUGAAUCAAGUCAAGAUGAGUUCAAUGACAGUGGAUGAAGCUGUUAGCUGGACUGAAGCUCGAACAAAUGAGUUAAGAAUUGAAGAAGAAGCAAAUAAUAAUAACAAGGACCCAGCUGGUAGAAAAACAUUCCGACCUGCUCAUCUGCUGAAAACCUUGCUUCCAAAAAAAGGAGGACGAAAAAUCACAACAGGGGAUGCAACAAACUCUUCAGUAGUGCGUAAAAAUGUCGAGCGAUCUUCGGUUUCAUCGGAAGAACAAAUUGAAACAUCGGGAGGACAAGACCUUCGAUCGAAACAAGUAUACAAUUUUUCAAUUUAUAAAUGCUCAAAACAUAAAGUUCCCCAGAAACGGAUAAUGCAAAUUGACUUUGGCGUCAAAGUAAUUUCUCUCAUCCACCAUGGAAAUAUAUUGACGAAUCAUCCGUUCUCGUCUCUUGUGAAUGUGGACGGCCAGGAGGGAAAAAAAGUUUUUAUUUAUUUUGACGACAGCCAAGAGUUGGAACUGAACGCUGAAAACCUCGCAGAUAAAACGAAAUUAAUUCGUCUCCUGAACGUCAUAAGCGAGCAGAACGACUGCGAAGAAAGAGGACAGCCGUUUGACCCGUGUGAAAAACUACAGCUUAGUUUUCGGGUUAUCAAGGAAGGCUAUUUGGAAAAGAAGGGAGCUUAUUCAGCUAUUAAUUGGAACAGACGCCUCGUUGUUAUUCGAUCCGGAGAACUUGCGUAUUACAGAGUGGAAGAGGAAGAACAAACUGCUGCUCUCAACAUCAUUAAUCUCUCUCCUGGGAGCAUCGCGAUUAAUCCGGAAGAUUCAAACACUUUUACUAUAGCAACCACGAAAGAAAGCUACAGAUUCCGGAUUCCUGAAAAUCCUGCAGCGUCUCUUCCUUCCUCCCAAGAGACGAUCCGAGAUGAAUGGAUCAGUGCCAUCCAUGAAGGAUGCAAGAGGAGUUAUUAUGAGACAUCCGAUUCAGGAGAAGAAGGGGAAGAUGGGUUUGAUCUUAUCUUCCAGGAGUUAAAUAAGAUCAAGCAGUCUUUGUCAAGUGAGGGCGAAGGGUCUCAAGAAAAUGUUCAAAGUCUUCAGAAAUUGGAAGAACUCUGUGAAAACUUGAAGGAACUCCGAAAAACCUCCAGAAAACGAAGUUCCUCGAAAGCUAAAACUCCUUUAACUAAUGGUCAUACUGAAGAUCACUUGGUGUCAAAUGGAGGCGACAAUGUUGGGUUGAAUAAAGGUCAAAUAAAGUCGAGUUCAGAUGAGCCAGAUACUCUGUUAGAAGCUUUGUUAAGCCAAAGUGGAGUAAAUGGCCAUAAUGAGAAAAAUGAAAUAAAGGAAGAGAAUCCGUACACACUUAUCAAAGAUCAUCCAGAAGUAAAUAAAAGAGAAAGCAAAAUUUCCCCAAAAUCAGAAGCAGGCACUCCGAAUAGAGGGAGUUCCAUUGGAACACCAAGUGUUUUAUCCCUACCAACCACACCUGCAGCAUCUAGACCUGGAUCAAAACUUUUUACCCCUUCCCCACAACAUGUACCAACAUUGGGAAUCCCACCUCCACCACCCCCUGCAGCGCCACUGCCCCCUGAAGCACCUCCACCCCCAGGUUUACCCCCUCCCCCCGGCAUGUCACCAAAAGAAAGCAAAUGUAAAUACAGCAUGAGACCGUUUCAUUGGAGCGCUGUACCUAAACAGAUGAUUGCAAAGAGCAUGUGGAAGAACAUGGAGGAUUUGCGAUUCUUGGUUGAUCAGGAAGAAUUAAACGAAUUGUUCCAAGUUACAAAUGAUAAGAAACAAAAUGAGACUCCAAUUAAAGCUCCAGCUGAGAAGAUAAAGAAGAGAGCAGCUGAGUCUUUCUUGGAUCGGAAAACUGCUCAGAAUCUUGGCAUCUUCCUCGCUGGAUUUAAACUCAGGGGAGAUGAAAUGAUGAGAAGAGUGAAUAUCAUCUCGGAAGAUGAAGGAGGAAUCUCUACCGAACAUCUUCUUGGAUUGUACAAAUUUUGUCCGGAACCUGAACUGAAAACUUUGUAUGAAAAAGAAAUGGAAAGAAAAGAAGAAUUUUCAAAGGAGGAUCGGUUUAUGAUGGAGCUUUGUCAGAUUCCGAGGUUAAAUGUACGGCUUGAGAUUGCCACAAUAACCAGGGAACUUCCACAAGAGAUAGAAGAUUUACAGCCAGCAGUAGAUCAUGCCUUAGAUUCUCUCAAUGAAGUUAUGAACAGCAAGUAUUUGGAAAGAUUGCUUGCUUACAUAUUAGCAGUAGCCAACCAGAUAAAUUGCUCCAACUCCAAAGGAACAGUAAAAGGAAUUCGACUUUCAAGUUUGCAAAAGACUUGUGUGAUGAGGACAAACGAUCGGAAACAAACUCUCUUGCAAGUUGUCCUCCGGAUCGUAGAGAAAAAUGAACCAGAACUUCUUCAACUUCCAGAAGAAUUAAAAUCAGUUUCAAAAUCACAUGCCUAUUCCACAAAGGGGCUGUUAGCUGAAAUUGACAUAUUGAGGAAGAAUAUUUUUAAAGUUCGUAAAAAUUGCGAUUUGCUACGAAGAAAAAAAAAUCAGCCAACAUCUGAAGAUUUGACAUUUUGUACAGCAGUCGAGACUCGCUUAACUGAAAUUGAGAACAACAUCAAACAACUGAGUGAGAAGUGUUCCGAAAUUAAAAAAUCACUCUCAAAAAUCCUUCUCAAGUUUGGGGAAACCCCAGAAACUGACUCGCAAGAUUUGUUUUCAUGGUUGAGAGAUUUCGUCACAAACUUUACAAAAAGUUUACCGUGAUGACACCAUUUUAUUAUUAAUUUUUUGUUGUAUUAAUGUUUAUAUUUCCUGCUAGUCAUCCUAUUUUCAAAUACCUGUUUUUUUUUAUUUUAAAGUUUUUGUUUCUCUUCCAUUUACAGCAAAAAACACAUUUUACAUGCCGAAUACCAUAUUUUUAAAUAAAGUAAGUGGAGCCAAUACACACUAGUGUUAAUUGUUUACUUAACAAUAUUCCAAAACAAUUUUUACACAAUACCAACAUGGGCUACACAGUGUUAAUUAUCUUCUUCAAUUUUUAUUCCUUUAAGUUCUUUAUGCAUGGUUUGUUGUUGUCUGAUUAGUUUGGUGUCGAAGGAAAAAAAUAAAAUAAAAACACCUGAAAUUA